Messenger RNA from Notothenia coriiceps (black rockcod), 2817 nucleotides. RefSeq names its product prostaglandin-endoperoxide synthase 2b (gene ptgs2b). The record is from RefSeq and is a predicted model, not a curated record. NCBI's taxonomy places the organism in Eukaryota, Metazoa, Chordata, Actinopteri, Perciformes, Nototheniidae. Gene Ontology annotation, molecular function: peroxidase activity; oxidoreductase activity, acting on single donors with incorporation of molecular oxygen, incorporation of two atoms of oxygen; heme binding. The coding region runs from base 84 to 1910 and encodes 608 amino acids. Gene Ontology annotation, cellular component: cytoplasm; neuron projection. Gene Ontology annotation, biological process: response to oxidative stress; cyclooxygenase pathway. The transcript has 10 exons.
CAGCGCGACACCGCUGAGUAGGAGAAGAGUGAAAAGGAAAGAAGAACGAGAGCGAGAACCAGAAUCUACAAAGACUUUGGAGCAUGAACACAUUUACUUUAGCAGUUUUCUUCUUGGCGCUGGGUGUUCUUGUCUGCGCAGGGGGUAACCCAUGUUGCUCAGAGCCAUGCCAGAACAAGGGUGUUUGCACUGCACAAGGAGCAGAUAAUUACGAAUGUGAUUGCACACGAACAGGAUAUCAAGGACACAACUGCACAACACCUGAAUUCCUCACCUGGAUCAAAGUAUCCCUGAAGCCGUCGCCCAACACUGUUCACUACCUUCUCACCCACUUUAAGGGCUUCUGGAACAUCAUCAACAACAUCUCAUUUCUCCGAAAUGGCAUCAUGAAAUAUGUGCUGACAUCUCGAUCCCACUUGAUUGAUAGUCCUCCAACUUUCAAUGCUGAUUAUGGAUACAAAAGCUGGGAAGCCUAUUCCAACCUUUCUUAUUAUACACGCUCCCUCCCCCCUGUGCCGGAGGAUUGCCCAACCCCUAUGGGAGUAGUAGGUAAAAAGGAGCUACCUGAUGCAAAGCUAUUGGCUGAGAAGCUUCUGAUGAGAAGACAGUUUAUCCCGGACCCGCAGGGCACCAGCCUGAUGUUUGCAUUCUUCGCACAGCAUUUCACACACCAGUUCUUCAAAUCUGAUAUGAAGAAAGGACCUGCUUUUACCCUUGCUAAAGGUCACGGGGUGGACCUCAGCCACAUUUAUGGAGACGCCCUGGAAAGGCAACAUAAGCUCAGACUUUUCAAGGAUGGCAAGCUUAAACAUCAGAUCCUGGAUGGAGAGGUGUACCCCCCAACAGUAAAGGAAGUGGGAGCUGAAAUGCACUACCCACCUCAUGUUCCCGAGUCGCACCGCUUCGCUGUGGGCCACGAGGCUUUCGGCCUGGUCCCCGGUCUGAUGAUGUACGCCACCAUCUGGCUGCGGGAACACAACCGGGUGUGUGACGUGUUGAAGGAGGUCCACCCUGACUGGAACGACGAGAGGCUCUUCCAAACCACCCGGCUCAUUCUGAUUGGAGAGACCAUCAAGAUUGUGAUCGAGGACUACGUGCAGCACCUGAGCGGCUAUAACUUCAAGCUCAAGUUUGACCCCGAGCUGCUGUUCAGCCAGCAAUUCCAGUACCAGAACCGCAUUGCGUCUGAGUUCAACACCCUGUACCACUGGCACCCCCUGAUGCCUGACACCUUCCAAAUUGAGGAGAAAGACUACAGCUAUAAACAGUUUGUCUUCAACACCUCCGUAGUGACCGAGCACGGCAUCGGAAACCUUGUGGAGUCAUUCACCAAUCAGAUUGCUGGACGGGUUGCUGGUGGCCGAAAUGUUCCAGGGCCUAUUAUGUAUGUGGCCAUUAAAUCCAUUGAAAAUAGCAGACAGAUGCGCUACCAGUCUAUGAACGCCUACAGGAAACGAUUCUCCAUGAAGCCCUACACCUCUUUUGAAGACAUGACAGGAGAGAAAGAGAUGGCAGCAUUGCUCGAGGAGUUCUACGGCCACGUCGACGCUGUGGAGCUCUACCCGGGUCUGCUGGUGGAGAAACCCAGGGAGAACGCCAUCUUUGGGGAGACCAUGGUGGAGAUGGGGGCCCCUUACUCACUAAAGGGCUUAAUGGGAAACCCCAUCUGCUCCCCGGAGUACUGGAAGCCGAGCACAUUCGGAGGCAGCGUGGGCUUCGACAUCAUCAACACCGCCUCGUUGCAGAAGCUGGUCUGCGAUAAUGUCCGGGGCCCCUGUCCCGUCGCAUCCUUUCACGUGCCCGACGUCAAAGAAACGGGGUCCACGAUAAUUAACUCAAGCUCCUCCCACUCACGCGGAAGUGAUAUCAACCCGACGGUCAUCUUAAAAAAAAGGACUACUGAGCUCUAAUGUUUUAAUUUAGGCAAGGCAAGUUUAUUUAUAUAGCACCUUUCAACACAAGGCAAUUCAAAGUGCUUACAAAAAUGAAAGACAUUAAGAAAGUGACUUUUUAAAACGGUAAUUAAAAAGCAAAGAUAACAAAAUAAACAUUAAAAGAAAAAAUACAUGAAUAACAGUUACAGUGGAGUUUAAGAUAUGAAUAUAUCAAUUAAAAGCAGCGGCAAAAAGUAAAGUCUUUAGCCUGUAUUAAAACCUGAGUUUUGGAUGGUUCAUAAUUUAGCAGGAGAUUAAAAAUGUAUUUUGGGCCUAAACCAUUUAUGAGAUUAAUGUUUUUUAAUGUAUUUAUUUAUUUAUUUAUUCUUGUAUUUAUUCUAUUCUAUUUAUAAUGUGAGAUUUUCCAUGCCUUUUUGAGACUAAUGUAUGUGGUUAUAUUAAUUUAUUGAACGAUUAAUUGUAUUAUUAUAUAAGUUAUUCUUACAGUAAUGACCUCAGGCACUGCAACUUGAUACUUGAAAGUUUUCAAAUACAUAGCAAUGUACUUUACACCUCUAUUUUCUCUCUUGGAUCAAAUGCCUUAUCUUUCAUUAAUGUUCAUGCAAGUGAACGGCUGUCACACCACUCAACUGUUUUACAGACAGUCAUAGAGUGUAAUAGUGAUGCACGCAGUGAAAUUAAUGACUGAUAUUGAAGCUCUUGAUCCAAUGUUACAUAAUGUAGAGGGCAUUCUUUUCUAGUAUUAGUAUAUUUUUCUAUUUUUUACUAAGCAGCACUGUUUUUUCCAAAUCGAUUGUUUAUUUUAAUUGAAUAGCAUUAACAAAGUGAUGUACUGUAUAUGUUAGUUUUGUUCUCAGUGCCUAUUGACUUGCAAGAUGACACUAAUAAAUGCUUCCAGCAACUGGAGCCUGUUUUUAAGAAA